AUGUCCGACAAGCUCAACUCCUCUCUCGAUGACAUCCUCAAGACCACCCGCGGUAAUGCCCGCCGCGGCCGUGGCCCUCGUCGCUCUGGAGUUGGUCGCACCACCGAAGCUCCGAUCGGCGGCGUAGCGAAGGCCACUAAGCAGACCAAGCCCAACAAGGCUGCUCCCACUGCCCCCGCUGCUACUUCGGGCGGCGAGACUAAGAUCAUGAUCUCCAAUCUUCCAUUCGAUGUUGAGGAGAAUCAACUCAAGGAAUACUUCAACACAGUUGUCAACGUUGGCAAGCCCCGCAGGAUUUUGCUUCAAUAUGGACCUAACGGCAAGAGCUUGGGAAGCGCUACGGUCAUCUUCAACAAGGCGGAGCAGGCCAUCAAGGCCACAAGCGCGCUCCAGGGUGUCAAGAUUGACAACAAGCCCAUCCGAGUCGAGAUGCUCGUCAGCGCUGCUGCUGUAGCCUCCCAGCCUCAGUCUUCUUUCGCAGACCGAAUCACUCAUCCCAAGAAGGCAGACAAGCCCAAGCCCGCCACUGCCGCCAAGGCUGUACCUGCCGGAGGUCGUGAGCGCGGACGCGGACGUGGGGACCGUGCUGCUGGUCGCGGACGUGGCCGUGGUGGACGUGAACGAACCAAGAAGAAGACCCAGGAAGAGCUCGACGCCGAGAUGGAGGACUACUUCCCGGCUGCUGAGGGUGGUAACGACGCUAUGGUAACGAACGGAGAUGCUCCCCAGGCCGGCGGCGGCGAUACAAUGGAAGAGGAUCAGAUGCUCUGA
Didymosphaeria variabile is the source of this 771-nucleotide messenger RNA. RefSeq names its product RNA-binding RNA annealing protein (gene YRA1). Gene Ontology annotation, cellular component: nucleus. Lineage: Eukaryota; Fungi; Ascomycota; Dothideomycetes; Pleosporales; Didymosphaeriaceae. Gene Ontology annotation, molecular function: mRNA binding. The transcript is spliced from 4 exons. The record is from RefSeq and is a predicted model, not a curated record. The coding region runs from base 1 to 771 and encodes 256 amino acids. Gene Ontology annotation, biological process: mRNA export from nucleus.